UUGUUCCCAUAAAAAGAGGCCACUCCUUUAAUACGCUCCACUUUGCUCUCUCACUUUUCUUCUUUUCGCUUCCCCCACCCCAUCCCAAUGGAUUCUCUCACUCUCAUUUGUACCGCCGCUCUUCUCGCCGCCGGCGGACUUUACUGGUUCAUUUGCUUUUUUGGCUCCGCCGAGGUUAAGGGUAAACGGGCCGUCCAACUUACCGGCGGCUCCAUCGAUAAAGAGAAUGUCCAAGACAACUAUAAACAGUACUGGUCUUUCUUCCGAAGCCCUAAGGAAAUCGAAACCGCCGAUAAAGUCCCUGUAUUCGUAGAUACAUUCUAUAAUCUCGUUACUGAUAUUUACGAAUGGGGUUGGGGUCAGUCUUUUCACUUUUCCCCUUCUCUCCCUGGUAAAUCUAACCGUGAGGCUACUCGUAUUCACGAGGAAAUGGCCGUCGAUCUAUUAGGUGUGAAGCCCGGGUCCCGCAUUCUGGAUGCUGGUUGUGGUGUGGGCGGGCCGAUGCGGGCUAUUGCGGCCCAUUCUAAAGCUAAUGUGGUUGGAAUCACCAUUAAUGAGUAUCAGGUGAAACGAGCGAGGAUGCACAACAAAAAAGCAGGGCUCGAUUCACUUUGCGAAGUUGUUUGCGGGAAUUUCCUGCAAAUGCCUUUUGCAGACAACAGUUUUGACGGAGUUUAUUCAAUUGAAGCUACAUGCCAUGCUCCUAACCUUGAAGAAGUGUACCAGGAGAUCUACCGGGUGUUAAAACCUGGAUCCCUGUACAUUUCUUAUGAAUGGGUUACAACGGAAUUGUACAAAGCCGAAGACCCGGAACAUGUAGAGAUUAUCCAUGGGAUUGAAAGGGGUGAUGCUCUGCCAGGGCUGAGAACCUACAAGGAUAUUGCUCAAGUUGCUAAGAAAGUGGGUUUUGAAGUGGUGAAAGAGAAGGAUUUAGCAAAGCCCCCAUCACAUCCAUGGUGGACAAGGCUGAAAAUGGGGAGAAUGGCCUACUGGAGAAACCACAUUUUGGUCACAAUUCUUGCAUUUCUUGGAAUUGCACCAAAAGGAACGGUUGAUGUUCACGAGAUGCUGUUCGUGACUGCUGAUUAUUUAGCUCAAGGUGGUGAAAAGGGCAUUUUCUCUCCAAUGCAUAUGAUUCUCUGUAGAAAACCUGCAGCAGAGUAAAAACCCAAAUCCAAAUCCAAAUUAUUGCUCUAGAGAUUGACCAUGGAGGUUAAUUUCACUCUGUUGUCCCUUCCUUCCAUUUUAGCUUUUGUUUUCUUAUCGAACGAAUUGUUGUUAUUUUCCUUUGUUACUUGUAGUUUCGAUCUAUCUCUUUUUGUUCUUGUUUCAAUCUAUAAACUAGAAAAAGAACCAUCUUUAUUUGUUAACCACUUGACUUAAUUACUAAUCAAUUAUUACGCUUUC
Messenger RNA from Solanum tuberosum (potato), 1407 nucleotides. Its product is annotated as 24-methylenesterol C-methyltransferase 2-like. Gene Ontology annotation, biological process: steroid biosynthetic process. Gene Ontology annotation, molecular function: S-adenosylmethionine-dependent methyltransferase activity. The record is from RefSeq and is a predicted model, not a curated record. Lineage: Eukaryota; Viridiplantae; Streptophyta; Magnoliopsida; Solanales; Solanaceae. The transcript has a single exon. Bases 88 to 1164 code for a protein of 358 amino acids.